AUGUCUACGUUCGCUAAAUCAACCUUUAACGCACUUGUAUACUCGGCAUCUCGUCCUACGUAUCCUACAGAGCUCUUUGAGCAUAUAUUCGCGUUCCAUCGAGCGGGGAAGAACGCGCAAUGGGAAAGAGCAGCGGAUCUCGGGUGUGGGACAGGACAAGCUACAUUGCAACUACAUCCGUUCAAAGAAGUCCUUGGAGUAGAACCGUCUGCUGGUAUGCUUGAAAAAGCGCGUGCCUAUGCCGCAUCCAAAGUGGCAGAUCCAUCCAAGUUCAAAUUCGUCCAAGGCUCAGCCGAGGAUACAAGCAAAGCGAUAGCAGAGAACAGUGCUGAUCUUAUCGUUGCGGCUCAAGCUGCACAUUGGUUCGACUGGAGCAAAGUAUGGCCAGAGACCUACCGCGCUCUCCGUCCAGGAGGAACUGUCGCAUUCUGGAUUUACGCCGAGUUUCGUCUGCCCCAGUUUCCAACACUGGGCGAGAAAAUCACUGCGUAUGCCCAGGGUACCGACCCCAAAGCAAGUGUAGGGAGCCAUUUUCAACGUCCAGGACGAACUAUCCUCGAAAGGCACCUGGUAGAUGUCCCGGAACCCUCUGAAUUUGGUGUCAAGCUGGAGCCUCUACACCGAGUGUUCUUCUGUGGUGACGAGGUUCCGCCCUUUGUCCCCAAAGAAUCUCCUAUACACCCUGUUCUCAUGCGAACAGAGAUGCGAUGGCGGGACCUACUAGCUUACUUCAGGACAUGGAGCGCGUUACAUACUUACCACGAACGAUAUCCGGAGGAUUUGACUUCUCCUGAGGAUACCAGAUUCCUCGAAGAAGAUCUCUCCAGCGAUUCGGAGGACACGAGUAAGUGCCUUGUCGUGUUCGUUAUCUGCAUGUCGGCUGAUUCGUGCAAAGGCGACGUACGAGGAGGGGACAUUGCUAUUCGAUUCUGGAAAGACCUCCGUGAAGGAGCGGCAAAGACAUCCCCUGGUGCGACGGUAGGGAUCAACGAUGUGGUCCGCGUGGAAUGGCCCGUCGCGUUGAUCAUGACGCGUAAAUCGUGUUGA
Molecule: messenger RNA, 1047 nt
Organism: Psilocybe cubensis
Lineage: Eukaryota; Fungi; Basidiomycota; Agaricomycetes; Agaricales; Agrocybaceae
Exons: 5
Coding region: 1-1047 (348 amino acids)
Molecular function (GO): S-adenosylmethionine-dependent methyltransferase activity
Source: RefSeq, a predicted model, not a curated record